UGCAUCUCCCCACUCAUCUCUGACCGUGAUACAGCCAUUCACCGCCAUCAACCGCCAUAUUGCAGCACAUUGCAGGUUGCAUAUUGUUUAGGGGCCUGUGUUCAUAUAAGUUGACAUAUUCCUGAUAUAUGUUCGUGAUCAAAGAAAGAUGUCAGUAAUGAGGAUGCGAGCUGCGAAAUGUCCUACAGAUGAGCUCAGUCUCUCUAACUGUGCUGUCAUAAAUCGUGAUGACUUUCCUGAUGAUGUCAAGCAUAUUGAGGUGACCACUGGUCCAAAUCAACACUUCGUGUUUACAAUAAAAGCUCAUCCCGAUGUAGCUCGUGGGACAGUGGGUUUUAGCCUGCCUCAGCGAAAAUGGGCUACGCUCUCUCUCAAUCAAGACAUUGAAGUUAGACCAUAUCACUUUGAUCCUACAUCUGGAUCUGAAUUUCUUUGUACUAUUGUACUGGAGGCUGAUUUUUUGCAGAAGAGAUCAACCACCCUAGAGCCUUAUGACACCGAAAAAAUGGCAAAGGACUUUCUGCUACAAUUCUCAGGGCAGGCCUUUACGGUUGGGCAACAAUUGGCGUUUCAGUUUCAAGAGAAGAAAAUGCUUGGUCUAAUUGUUAAAAGUUUAGAGGCUGCUAACAUCUCAGGAAUCAAGUCAGGACAUGAUACCACACCAAAAAAGACACGUAUGGGUCGUUGCCUAGGCGACACCGUGAUACAAUUCGAGAAAGCCGAAAAUUCUAGUUUGAAUCUUAUUGGUAGUGCUAAAGGGAAAAUUGUUCGUCAAUCAAUUAUUAAUCCCGACUGGGAUUUUGAGAAAAUGGGGAUUGGUGGCCUGGACAAAGAGUUCAGUGCUAUUUUCCGAAGAGCUUUCGCGUCAAGAGUUUUUCCCCCAGAAGUGGUCAUUCAGUUAGGCUGCAAGCACGUUAAGGGUAUUUUAUUGUACGGUCCUCCAGGAACUGGAAAAACCCUCAUGGCAAGACAAAUCGGCAUGAUGUUAAAUGCAAGAGAACCUAAGAUAGUAAAUGGUCCACAAAUCCUAGAUAAAUAUGUAGGUGAAAGUGAAGCUAAUAUUCGAAGACUGUUUGCUGAUGCUGAAGAAGAAGAGAAAAAGCUUGGGCCUAAUAGUGGACUGCAUAUUCUUAUCUUUGAUGAGAUUGAUGCUAUUUGCAAGUCAAGAGGUAGCGUAGCUGGAAAUACUGGAGUGCAUGAUACUGUUGUUAACCAAUUGCUAGCCAAGAUUGAUGGUGUAGAACAAUUGAAUAAUAUUCUCAUUAUUGGUAUGACCAAUAGAAGGGACAUGAUUGAUGAAGCUUUGCUUCGUCCCGGAAGACUAGAAGUGCAAAUGGAAAUUAGUCUACCAGACGAACAUGGAAGAUUUCAAAUACUUAAUAUCCACACAUCUAGAAUGAGGGAAUACAAGAAGAUAGCAUCAGAUGUUAAUUUAAAAGAAUUGGCUGGACUAACAAAGAAUUUCAGUGGUGCCGAAUUAGAAGGUCUUGUGAGGGCUGCACAAAGUACUGCUAUGAAUAGAUUGAUCAAAGCUUCAAGCAAAGUGGAAGUAGAUCCAGCAGCAAUGGAAAAGUUGAUGGUGUCAAGAACUGACUUUAUGCAUGCUUUGGAGAAUGAUAUUAAACCGGCGUUUGGAACCAGUGCAGAAGCAUUAGAUCAUCUGCUCAUGCGUGGCAUUAUAAAUUGGGGUAGACCUGUUGCAGAAAUUCUAUCAGAUGGAAAUUUGUAUAUUCAGGAAGCUCGUGCUUCGGAAGGUUCUGGUCUCGUAUCUGUACUGUUAGAAGGACCACCUAAUAGUGGCAAGACUGCACUUGCUGCUCAAAUAGCUAAGAAUUCAGACUUUCCAUUCGUCAAAGUGUGUUCACCUGCUGACAUGGUUGGCUUUACCGAAACCGCAAAAUGUUUGUCUAUUCGCAAGAUAUUCGACGACGCAUAUCGCUCCCAGCUUAGUUGCAUUCUUGUUGAUAAUAUUGAACGAUUAUUGGAUUACGGUCCUAUCGGUCCACGGUACUCAAAUUUAACUCUACAGGCAUUACUGGUUCUGUUGAAAACUGAACCGCCACGUGGCCGAAAACUUCUAAUCCUUUGUACUACUAGCCGCCGGCAAGUGCUUGAUGAUAUGGAAAUGUUGUCGGCAUUUAGUACUAUUCUGCACGUGCCAAAUUUAUCGACACCUGAUCACCUUUUGGCAGUAUUAGAAGAAGUGGAUCUGUUCACAAAAGAAGAAAUGGCGUCAUUGCAUGCAAAGUUACAAGGAAAGCGCAUUUUCAUUGGAAUCAGGAAGUUGUUAUGUCUCAUAGAUAUGACACGUCAGGUGGAGCCAAGCUACCGUGUAACGAAAUUCCUCUGCAAAUUGGAAGAUGAAGGUGGUCUAGAAUAAAAAGGAUAGUUAAGUAACAAAUGUUAUUUAUAUUGUAAUUACAUUAUAGUCAAUAUUUCUGAAUAGUGAGAUAAACAUAGUUAAGAGGGUUACAAAAUACAAUAUCUUCUAGAUAUAAAACUAGAAAAUGGCACUAAGCCAUACCUGGUGGUACAAAUAUCACAUUUACAAUAAGCUGUUAAGUUUAUUGAAAAUAUCCUAAAAGUGGUGAAGCAUUUACAAAGAUACAGCUUCACUUAUUGUGCCACCAAAAUCGUAUUUCGAUCACACAUUUUCAACAUUGUGGCUUCACGUCCAAAAUUAGUACCCGAAAGCUAAAGACCGAAUAUUAAUUGCAGUGCGUCUCCGUUUUAAUACUUUUUCAAUGAAUUAAUUUAACGAUAGACUCUCGUCUGAAGAAAAAUCUACUGUAUAUAGUUGCUUUACGUUCGAACUUGAAAAUAUCUAUUUCAAGUACCUGUUCAGUCAGUUCUAAUAUAAUGACUCACAAGAUGAUUACAUAACUACUUCAAUCUUUUAGGACAUUAAUGUCACAGCUGAAAUAUUUUUUUAGUCUAAACUAAGUUUUCCCAGUUACCUUGUAAUAAGAAUGAUGCAAAAUAACAAAAUUUAGGGAGAAAUAACAGUACAUAAGUUUUCCUCGGUUCCGAUUUCAUUAUGCUGUACGCAUAUUAUGGUAUGACCAUCACGUAUACAAAUACAUUAGAACUAACAGAACAGUAGCUUUAAAGUUGCAUAUAUACUAUAAAUAUUGUUGAAAGUUACCAAUUUUUAUAUGAAAUAUCUUCAAUAGUAUAAUGAUGCAAGUUGUGCAUUGAGUCAUAGUUUGGUCUGAUACUACAUGAAACAUUGUUUCAAGUUCAUUCAGUAAAACAAAAAUACGUAAAUUAAUUUUCAUGAAGUAACAAGUAUCUUUAUAGUAUUAAUUGUAAUAUUGGUACUUUGCGAUAAUAUGUAUAACAACAUGUUUGUUGCGUGUUCGUUAAGCACACUUGGUAGCAAUAAAUGCUGAACUUUAAUUGAAAAUUUCAAAGUAACUAUCGAAACAAAGAAGAUUUUUAUACUUCUAAAACUGUGAUUAUUUUUGCAAAAUGAAUUAUUGUUAUGAAAAAUCAUUCCAUUAUUUUCGCUUGUAAAUUUGUUAGUGCAUCGUUACGCUUUUGAUAGUUUUUAUCUGUAUAAAUUUUAUGUAAAAAUUAUCAUUUACCUAAUAGUUCAAUAUUUUGUGCGCCAGUUUUAUUAUUAUAGAUAAUUAUUAUCUAUAUUUAAGCGAUUCAUUUUCUAAAUAAUUUUAGUCGCACACGCCAGUACAGCAGUCCUGAAAUGUGCCACUGAGAGAUGCAUACUAGUGUAUUGAUUAAGUUAUAAAGGAAAUAAAAGCACAAUUAAAAUAUUUACAAAUUACGUGUAGUAUGCGUUAAAAAGUGGUCCAGAUUAUAUACAACAUAAACACGCUGAACUAACUGUGCGACCAAUCAAUUUAUACAAUUAUACAAUUUAUACAAGAUUGCUUAGCGUAAAUCAAUAACGUUUUAAAAUAUAAGGUAAGUUUUCUAAGAAAAUCAGAAGUAAUUACAACUGAUUAUACCUUAUAGGUACCUUACACCUUACAAUCCUGUAUAUAAAACCAUAUGCAUCGCGUUUAUUCCGCAAGCCAUGUAUAUAAUACAGAUGUAAUCCAAUCAAGAAAAAAAUAAAAUAUGACAUACGUAUUU
Molecule: messenger RNA, 4095 nt
Organism: Cephus cinctus (wheat stem sawfly)
Lineage: Eukaryota; Metazoa; Arthropoda; Insecta; Hymenoptera; Cephidae
Product: vesicle-fusing ATPase 1
Exons: 10
Coding region: 149-2380 (743 amino acids)
Biological process (GO): Golgi to plasma membrane protein transport; intra-Golgi vesicle-mediated transport; SNARE complex disassembly
Cellular component (GO): Golgi stack
Molecular function (GO): ATP hydrolysis activity; ATP binding
Source: RefSeq, a predicted model, not a curated record